GUGAUCAAUAUCCACUACACUAGAGGCAAGCACAAAAUGAGCAGACGCCUCCGAUCCCUCAUUUCCUCCAAGUACAUGUACAUAUUCGCACUCAGUCCCUGUGCGGAGGAGAAGGCAUUCCCUGGACUGGCUGCUCACUCAAUGUCAAGGGCAAACAUUGCAAAAGUCAGAAGUGAAGGUGGAAAUAAUAAUCAACAAAGGGAGGAGUUUGAGUUUAAAGACACGUCAUCUGUUGCGACUGAAGAGAAAGAAAAAAUCGAAUGCCCUAGAACCCAAUCAAUUUGGUCUAAAUUGGCAAGAGAAAGUAUACGAAUUACCCCCAUCACGCACAAUGGUGACGAAAGUGCUAACGGACAGAACAAAUCAGCAGACAGCGAAAUAAAAGUUCCACGAAAUGUUGACUUCCCAGAAAAAUUGAAGCUUCGCACCCUCGUCGAGAAUGUUCAAUUGCUGGAAAGUGAGGAAAACAUGGAGUUUCUGUGGAAGUAUUUUGCCCAACUCGUCGAUCGAGUUUGUCUCUAUUUCUACGUUGUGAUAACAAUGUUUAUUUCGAUUGAUUUUAUUAAGUACCUGUAACUACUCGCAUUACAUUAUUA
Messenger RNA from Symsagittifera roscoffensis, 596 nucleotides. RefSeq lists its product as uncharacterized. Gene Ontology annotation, biological process: monoatomic ion transport. The transcript has 2 exons. NCBI's taxonomy places the organism in Eukaryota, Metazoa, Xenacoelomorpha, Acoela, Convolutidae. The record is from RefSeq and is a predicted model, not a curated record. Gene Ontology annotation, cellular component: membrane. The coding region runs from base 37 to 576 and encodes 179 amino acids.